CUUGGAGGUGUCAACAUCUCUCUCUGCCAGGAGUGGGGAGGGGAGAGCUCGUCUGUCUGCUAAGCCAUGGCUGUCCGGGCCCCUGCACCGCGGGGCGACGUCGGCGCUGAGAGAUACCUGUUUGUGGACCGAAACCAGGUGGGAAACCCAGCAUCACAAGCUGACUGGACAGCCAAGCGACUGGUGUGGGUCCCAUCGGAGCGUCAUGGCUUUGAGGCGGCUGGGCUGCGGGAAGAGCGGGGAGAUGAGGUGCUGGUGGAGCUUACCGAGAACGGGCGUCAGGUGCUGGUCGCCAAGGAUGACAUCCAGAAGAUGAACCCUCCCAAAUUCACCAAGGUGGAAGACAUGGCGGAGCUGACCUGUCUGAACGAGGCUUCUGUGCUGCAUAACCUCAAAGACCGCUACUACUCUGGCCUCAUCUAUACAUAUUCGGGGCUUUUCUGCGUGGUCAUCAACCCUUAUAAGAACUUGCCCAUUUAUACAGAGCAAAUCGUGGAGAUGUAUCGGGGCAAGAAGCGCCAUGAGAUGCCCCCCCACAUCUAUGCCAUCUCUGAGGCGGCCUAUCGAAGCAUGUUGCAAGACCGAGAAGAUCAGUCCAUCUUGUGCACGGGGGAAUCUGGCGCUGGCAAGACCGAAAACACUAAAAAAGUGAUCCAGUACUUGGCGCAUGUGGCUUCAUCUCACAAAGCCCGUAAGGACCACAAUGUGCCGACCUCCAACCCUGCUUCCUACGGUGAACUGGAACGGCAACUGCUACAAGCCAACCCGAUCUUGGAAGCAUUUGGCAAUGCAAAAACCGUCAAAAACGACAACUCCUCACGAUUUGGUAAAUUUAUACGCAUCAAUUUUGAUGUAGCUGGCUACAUUGUUGGAGCCAAUAUAGAGACAUAUCUGUUGGAGAAAUCCCGAGCUAUCCGUCAAGCCAAGGAUGAGCGAACCUUCCACAUCUUUUAUCAGCUUUUAGUGGGCGCUGGUGAGCACAUGAAAGCGGAGUUGCUGCUGGAGCCAUUCAACCAGUACCGCUUCCUAUCCAAUGGGUACCUGCCCAUACCAGGGCAGCAGGACAAAGAGAUCUUUCAGGAGACCAUGGAGUCGAUGCGCAUCAUGGGUUUUUCCCACGAGGAGAUACAUUGUAUGUUGCGGAUGGUCUCAGCUGUGCUGCAGUUUGGGAACAUUUCUUUCCGGAAGGAGAGAAACACAGACCAGGCCUCCAUGCCUGAUAACACAGCUGCCCAGAAGCUCUGCCACCUUCUAGGCAUGAACGUCACAGAGUUCUCCCGUGCCAUCCUCACCCCACGCAUCAAGGUCGGGAGAGACUAUGUGCAGAAGGCUCAGACGAAGGAGCAGGCCGACUUUGCUGUUGAAGCUCUAGCAAAAGCCACCUAUGAGCGGCUCUUCCGCUGGCUGGUGCAUCGGAUCAACCGUGCGCUGGACCGUACCAAGCGCCAAGGGGCAUCCUUCAUUGGUAUUCUGGACAUCGCAGGUUUUGAAAUAUUCCAGCUGAAUUCCUUUGAACAGCUUUGCAUCAACUACACCAAUGAAAAACUCCAGCAGCUGUUCAAUCAUACGAUGUUUGUGCUGGAGCAGGAAGAAUACCAGCGAGAAGGCAUCGAGUGGAACUUCAUCGACUUCGGCCUGGACCUUCAACCUUGCAUCGACCUCAUUGAGAGGCCGGCAAACCCCCCAGGGGUGCUAGCUCUGUUGGAUGAGGAAUGCUGGUUCCCCAAAGCCACUGACAAGAGCUUUGUGGAGAAAGUGACUCAGGAACAGGGAUCCCACCCCAAGUUCCAGAAGCCCCGGCAGCUGCGAGACAGAGCUGACUUCUGCAUCAUUCAUUACGCUGGCAGGGUUGAUUACAAAGCGGAUGAAUGGCUCAUGAAGAACAUGGAUCCUUUGAACGACAACGUGGCCACCCUCCUCCACCAGAGCGCAGACAAGUUCACAGCAGAACUGUGGAAAGACGAAAUCCAGAACAUACAGAAGGUCUAUUUCUUUGACAGCUAUGCUGUGGCUCCUCAGGUGGACCGAAUUGUGGGUCUGGACCAAGUGAGCGGUAUGGGAGACCUCGCCUUUGGUGCCUCGUACAAGACAAAGAAGGGAAUGUUCCGCACGGUGGGGCAGCUGUACAAGGAGAGCCUCUCCAAGCUCAUGUCAACCCUGCGCAACACGAACCCCAACUUUGUGCGCUGCAUCAUACCAAACCAUGAGAAGAGAGCUGGAAAACUGGAACCACACCUUGUCCUGGAUCAACUGCGCUGCAAUGGAGUCCUGGAGGGAAUUCGCAUUUGCCGCCAGGGAUUCCCCAACCGCAUCAUCUUUCAGGAAUUCCGACAGAGGUAUGAGAUACUCACGCCCAACGCCAUCCCUAAGGGCUUCAUGGAUGGGAAACAGGCCUGCGAGCGCAUGAUCAAGGCUCUAGAGUUGGACCCCAACCUCUACCGCAUCGGCCAGAGCAAGAUCUUCUUCCGGGCUGGUGUUCUGGCUCACCUGGAAGAAGAACGGGACCUGAAGAUUACAGAUAUCAUUGUGUCCUUCCAGGCUGCAGCCCGGGGAUACCUAGCUCGCAAGGCUUUUAUGAAAAAGCAGCAACAGAUGAGCGCUCUCAAGGUCAUGCAGCGCAACUGCGCCGCCUACCUCAAGCUGCGCCACUGGCAGUGGUGGCGUCUGUUCACCAAGGUGAAGCCCCUCUUGCAGGUGACACGGCAGGAUGAGGUGAUGCAAGCCAAGGCACUGGAGCUGCAAAAGGUGCAAGAGAAACACUCAAAAACCCAAACGGACCUCAAGGAACUGGAAAACAAAUACCAGCAGCUCGCAGAGGAGAAGUCCAUCCUAACAGAGCAGUUGCAGGCUGAGAUUGAGCUCUUUACAGAAGCUGAGGAGAUGCGGGCGCGACUGGCAGCACGGAAGCAAGAGCUGGAGGACAUUCUGCAUGAGCUGGAGUCGCGGGUGGAAGAGGAAGAGGAGCGUUGCCAGCAGCUGCAGGGGGACAAGAAGAAGAUGCAGCAGCACGUGCAGGACCUUGAGGAGCAGCUGGAGGAAGAAGAAGCCGCCCGGCAGAAGCUGCAGCUGGAGAAAGUCAGCACAGAAGCUAAGCUGAAGAAAAUGGAAGAAGACUUACUGGUGCUGGAAGACCAAAACUCAAAGCUGCUCAAAGAGAGGAAGCUGAUGGAGGAACGUCUUUCGGAGUUUACCUGUCACAUGGCAGAAGAGGAGGAGAAAGUGAAGAGCCUGUCCAAACUGCGCAACAAAUACGAAGCAGUCAUGGCCGACAUGGAAGAUCGGCUGAAGAAGGAGGAGAAGGGCCGCCAAGAACUGGAGAAGCUGAAGCGCAAGCUGGACGGGGAGGCAGGUGAUCUGCAGGAGCAAGUGGUGGAGCUUCAACAGCAACUGGAAGAGCUCCGCCAAGCACUGGCAAGGAAGGAGGCUGAGCUGCAGGCAGCCCUGGCCAGAGUGGAAGAAGAAUCGGCACAGAAGAAUGCCGUGCUGAAGUCGCUGCGUGAGCUACAGGCACAGUUAGCAGAGCUGCAGGAGGAUAUGGAGUCCGAGAAGGCAGCUCGCGCCAAGGCUGAGAAGCAGCGGCGUGACCUAGGUGAGGAGCUGGAGGCACUGAAGACAGAACUCGAGGACACCCUGGACUCGACCGCUGCGCAGCAAGAGCUACGAUCAAAGCGGGAGCAGGAAGUGACUGAGCUAAAGAAGACCAUAGAGGAGGAAGUCAAGGCGCAUGAGGCACAAGUGAUGGAAAUGCGCCAGCGUCAUACAAGUGCCCUUGAGGAACUGUCGGAGCAGCUGGAGCAGUCACGUCGGUUCAGAACUAAUCUGGAGAAGGCCAAGCAAGCCUUGGAGGGAGAGAGUGCCGAGAUGCAGAAAGAAGUGAAACUUCUGCAAGGGACCAAACUGGAGUCGGAGCAACGGCGCAAGAAACUGGAGGGGCAAGUCCAGGAGCUGCAGCUUCGGGUGGCCGAGAGUGAGAAGGCCAAGGCUGAACUCACAGAAAGGCUGGUGAAGCUGCAGAGUGAACUUGAUGCAGUCUCUGGUACCCUGGGAACUGCGGAGUCCAAGACGAUAAAGCUUGCCAAAGACCUGGCCAGUAUUGAAUCUCACCUGCAAGAUACUCAGGAACUGCUCCAGGAAGAGACACGGCAGAAGCUGAACCUGAGCUCGCGAGUCCGGCAGUUGGAGGAGGAAAAGGCAGCCCUAGCGGAGCAACUGGAGGAGGAGGAGGCUGUUAAAGCCAACUUCACCCGCCAGACCCAGGCCUUGCAGCAGCAGGUGAUGGAGACCAAGAAGAAACUGGAGGAGGAUGCUGGAGUUGCAGAGUCAAUAGAAGAAGCCCGGCGCCGAGCAGCCAAGGAACUAGAGGCUCUCGGCCUGCGCUACGAGGAGCGUGUCCAGGCCUGUGACAAGCUGGAAAAAGGACGGACCCGGCUACAGCAGGAGCUGGAUGAUGUCACGGUGGCCCUGGACCAGCAGCGCCAGGUGGUCUCUGCACUUGAGAAAAAGCAGAAGAAGUUUGACCAGAUGCUGGCCGAGGAGAAGCUGAUCUCUGCUCGCCAUGCGGAGGAAAGGGACCGCGCAGAGGCUGAUGCUCGCGAGAAGGAGACCAAGGUGCUGUCGUUGAGCCGCGCCCUAGAGGAGGCGCAAGAGACGCGGGAUGAGCUGGAGAGGCAGAACAAGCAGCUGCGGGCAGAGAUGGAUGAUCUGGUCAGCUCGAAAGAUGACGUCGGAAAGAAUGUGCAUGAGCUGGAACGGUCCAAGCGAGCCCUGGAGCAGCAAGUGCAAGAGAUGCGGGCCCAACUGGAGGAGCUGGAAGACGAGCUUCAGGCCACAGAGGAUGGGAAGCUCCGGUUGGAGGUCAACAUGCAAGCUCUGAAGGCCCAGCACGAGAGGGAACUGCAAAGCCGGGACGAUGCCAACGAUGACAAAAAGAAGCUGCUCAGCAAGCAGGUGCGGGAGCUGGAGGCUGAACUGGAUGCAGAGAGGAAGCAACGGGCUCAGGCGCUUGCAGCCCGGAAGAAACUUGAGCUCGAUCUGCAGGAGGCGCUGGCACAACUGGAUGCUGCCAACAAGGGACGGGACGAGGCAGGGAAACAGCUGCGCAAGUUGCAGGCCCAGAUGAAAGAGCUCUGGCGGGAAGUGGAGGAAGCCCGAGCAGCCCGCGAGGAGAUCUUCAUCCAGUCCCGUGAGAGCGAGAAGAAACUGAAGAAUCUGGAGGCGGAGCUAUUGCAGCUGCAGGAGGAGCUGGCGGCCUCGGAACGAGCCAAGCGGCAGGCACAACAGGAGCGAGACGACCUGGCCGAUGAGUUGGCCAAUGGGAACAGCGGCAAAUCAGCCCUCCUGGAUGAAAAACGCCACUUGGAGGCUAGAAUCGGGCAGCUGGAGGAAGAGCUAGAUGAAGAGCAGAGCAACAUGGAGCUCUUGAAUGACCGAUACCGUAAGCUCAGCAUGCAGGUUGAAACUCUUACCACAGAGUUGGGGGCCGAGCGCAGCUUUUCACAGAAGGCGGAAAAUGCCCGACAGCAGCUGGAGCGCCAGAACAAAGACCUGAGGGCCAAGCUGGGAGAGAUGGACUCAUCUGUCAAGUCCAAGUAUAAGCUCGCGAUUGCAACUUUGGAGUCCAAGGUAGCCCAGCUGGAAGAGCAGUUGGAGCAGGAGUCCAGGGAAAGGAUCUUGUCAGGGAAACUCGUGCGGCGGGCAGAAAAGAAACUCAAGGAGGUCAUCCUACAGGUGGAGGAAGAGAGGAGGAACUCAGACCAGUACAAGGAUCAGGUUGAGAAGAGCCACCUGCGGCUGAAGCAGCUGAAACGGCAGCUGGAGGAGGCAGAGGAAGAGGCAUCCCGGGCCAACGCUAGCCGACGUCGCAUGCAGCGAGAGCUUGAGGAUGUCACGGAGUCGGCUGAGUCCAUGAACCGUGAGGUCACCAACCUGCGGAACCGACUCAGACGUACACCUCUGAGCUUCACCACUCGAACCGUGCGGCAGGUUUUCCGCUUGGAUGGCGUUUCAGAUGAGGAGACCGAGGACCCGGAAAGCGACUCCCCGUCUGCAAACCACCAGCCCUCCCAGCCUCCAGUUUCCUCUCAGGGGCAACAGCAGCAGCCCACCCCCCCGGCUGAGCCAGCCCAGACUGAAUGAGGAAGGGUGUGUUAGACCCCCAGGUGGGUGGGGCAGACCUUGGGGUAGGGAUCCCUGAUCUUGUGCAGUGUCUGAAAUGCAUAUGGGAACGGGCCCUCCCCCCCCCACUCACCUAGCCCCGCUGCCAAUCCUGGCUCUUCUUAUAAGGGUCUCCUAACUAAUUUGAGAGAGCCCUUCUCAUAUCAGGAUGCACUUUAAUGCCCACCACCCCUGAGGGGUGGCGUUAGGAUGGGGUCGGGGGUCAGGAUUUUAACUAUAUCCCUUUUAACUGAGAGAAAAACCCCAACUCAAAUAGCCAAUAUCUCUCCGGCACUUUUUUUCUUGCCCUUCUUUAUUUUGUCGUCGUCCCCCCCACCCCCGCCCCCCAGUUCCAGUCAGAACAUAAAAAAAACUUCUUCCCAAUCUAAAAGAUUGUGAACAGUUAAUGGACACAGACUGGUGGCAAAGAACGACCCAAUCUGACAAUGCAGCUGCUUCUGGAGCAAAGAUGUUGGCCUGUCCCCCCAUCCCUCUGCCUGGGUCAUCCAGGUCUAGGGGCGGCGGCAGGUUUUUUACACCCUUCGCUCAGCACUGCGAUGCGGCUGCAACCAGGGUGCCUUCUGCUCCCUGUGUACCAAAGUCACUCCAUUGCAUUCCCAUGCCCCAAACCUCCUUGCCUUCUGUUCCCGGCCUUUGCAGAGAAGAGGGGUUGGGGGGGGGGUUGCAGGUGCCUCCCAUAUCUCUUCCCAGAAAGGACAUGUGGAAUUGAUCAUCACCAGAAGGAUUUUGCUUCCGGCCUGUUGCAGCCGGCCACCGUUUUCUGACUCUCCUCCAGCACCCUGAGCGAACGUGGAGAGUGAACUGGAAACCUUUCAUCUCAGCCUGCCUUCUCCGUUGUGGAUUGAGACUCGGAUCCCACCCAUCUCUGCAUAUCGUUGCCAGUGGUCAAGAGCACUUUGAUCUUUUCUCCCACCCCAUCUCCUUUAAACCUGCUAGGUCUUCGUUUUGUUUCAUCUGUAGUCGGGAAGUCAGGAUCUGCAAACCCCAUAGCUUACUCCAUCAUUGGUGAGCCCUGCCCAACCAUUCCUGUGCACUGGGGGUGACUGUACCGUGCAUGGAAUUCCACACAGAAUCUGACACACAGCCUGGAUGCUUAAAGACUCUGUGCUCGCCUUAAUUACCUUUUUUCCAAGAGAGGGAGAGAGGGUAGUCCUCAAGAGCUGUAGAUGUACAUUUUGAAAAUGCCCCCACUGUGUUUGCAGAAGCCACUAAUGGCCAUUGCUUCUGCUAUUCCUUGCUUGAGGCCUCCUGCCCCAGUAUAGCACUUUACCAAAAAAUAGUCCCAGUUCUUAUAAGGCUUACUAUAAGGCAUGCAGUUGAGCAAAUGCAUGCAAAAUAAGGGCAAUUGCUGAAGGAGUACUUGAUUUUACCUACGUCUUUCUAAGCAGCUUUAGUAUCCUUUGUGCAGAAUGGAAGGAGGGGAAAGGACAGGGUCAGGUACGAAGAGUUCAGAUCAUCCUUGGCAGUUUUCCUUCUUCCCUUGCUCAUGAGUAUGAUUAUUAAGUGGAGAAGAUUUCUUAUCCUCAUGACGGUUGGGGAGUAGAGCCAGAUUCUCCAAAUGCAUCACUCUGUGCUUGCCACGAACAUUCCCCGUCUUCACCUAUCCUAGAAUUAACAGCUUUGUUGACACACAGACUCAGCAUCACUUCACAUGUAACUGUUUCUUGUGCACAGGAAACCUCUACCUGUGGGCAACAUGCAUAUAAUAUCAUAUGUGAAAAUAGUGCAAACAUCUCCUCCUCCAAGGGCACUUCUUUGGCAACUGCUUGUGUGGGGGUGUAAAGUGCCAUCAAGUUGCAGCUGACUUAUGUAGUGUGUUCAAGGCGAGAUGACCACAGGUAGUGUGCCAUCGCCUGCCUCUGCGUAAUGACCCUGGACUUCCUUGGUGGUUUCUCAUCCAAGUACUACCCAGUGCUGAUUCUGCUGAGAUUGGAUGAGAUCAAGCUAGCCGGGGAUCUACUUACGUAUAUGAAAAAAUGCACUGUGUGAAACAACCCUUAUCCUGAGAUGAAACAGAGGCAACCUCGAAGCCCCUGAUUAUCCAGGGGCCAGUUUUCCCUAACCGGCUUUUGCUUAAUGCCUUGAUAAAGGCGAACUGGCCACCUUUAUUCUUCGGGAGGAGGCUGCAAUAGUGGCAAUGGUUUGGGGGUAUCCAAAGGAUAAGAACUUAAAUACUUGGCGUUAGAGCAUUUAAAGUGCUUUUGCAGUCAUUCUCUCAGGAAACCUCUGGUAGCUAUACAUUUUCAUCUCGCCCUUCCUCCAAGGAAUGAUGUGUAUGCAGGCUCACUGCCAUCUCCUCCUUGCUCUCUUAAAACCCCUGUGGCCUCAGGCCAAGAGAGGAAGUUACUUAUGGUCACUGAGUGAGCUUCAUGGCUGAGGCUGACACUCUGACCACUAAACCACACUAGCUCUGCCAUAGAUGACCCACUGUGCAAUUUCCAUAAACAUCUGUGUAGGAACAGGUGGGGAACAAGGAAAGAAGAACCCAGCUCAAUACUUUUGAUAUUUGAUGCAGUCACUCAGUUGCUCAGAAUGCAAGGUUUGCAAAUCCUACCUUUGACUCCGGGUAAAAUAUCCAGAUUUAAGCUCUUCUGGCUCCAGAAACUGGACCUGGGGUUGGGCCUGCCUUCUCUCCUUUUUAAUUUUUUUGCAUGGUGAUUUCUUGUCUUUAUUUGUGUUAAUCCUAUUAUUAUUGGUGUAUUAUUUGUUUCUAACAAAUACUAUCUUUUAAACAACUUGAUUUUUUUUCUCAAACCCGGGGGGUUUGCUUUUUUUUUAUUUUAAAUCUCCUGUGUCAUUCAGUUUGUUUGGUUUUUUUCUUCUUGCUGGCUUGCAUCUUUUUGGAGUUCUUAUUCUGAUGUAAAGGGCCAUAGCAAUUAUCCUGUUCCUUUUUGUUAAAAAAGAAAAAAAGAAAGAAAAAGAAAUACUUUUUAAGAAAAAGUAUGUCUUCUAUUAAAAGCUCAUCUCAGAUAA
Molecule: messenger RNA, 9147 nt
Organism: Eublepharis macularius
Lineage: Eukaryota; Metazoa; Chordata; Lepidosauria; Squamata; Eublepharidae
Product: myosin-10-like
Exons: 43
Coding region: 67-6135 (2022 amino acids)
Cellular component (GO): myosin complex
Molecular function (GO): ATP binding; cytoskeletal motor activity; actin filament binding
Source: RefSeq, a predicted model, not a curated record